Molecule: messenger RNA, 513 nt
Organism: Arthroderma uncinatum
Lineage: Eukaryota; Fungi; Ascomycota; Eurotiomycetes; Onygenales; Arthrodermataceae
Exons: 2
Coding region: 1-513 (170 amino acids)
Source: RefSeq, a predicted model, not a curated record
AUGACGUCCCGCCCAGUUCAUCUACUCACUUCCCGUGCUUCGUCUGCGCAACGCAAACACUUUGGUAUAUUUAUCCCCUACACCAAACAUCAGCAAAAUGGCACCGUGAUCCAUGUUGUGGGCGCGCCUAUGGUCGGGUAUAAGCUCGAAUUCAAACGAAACUUCAGCCCAUCUACCGCCCAGCCGCCUCAUACGAACACGUUAAUUGGACACGUCGCUGUAGAUCUCGUUGCGGAUGAAGGCUCCGAUGUUGAUUCUGCUGGUUUGAAGCUUGAUUAUACGCCGAAGGGCGAGUUGGAGAAGAUAGCGAGCCAAGUGCCUCCGCCCCCUAUUAGUAAAAAUUUCAUGGCUCCUGUUGACGGUAUUGUUAACAGAAGGUGUCAAGAGUGGACGAUGGAUUUUAUUGAGAGGUUGGUUUCGCGGAAGUACAUCGAAGCGGAGGCACUGUGCAUUGCUCAAUCUCACCGCGAUCCUCCAGAGCACGGAGUCGGUUCCGGGGUGCAGGAUAGAUAA